This is a messenger RNA of Rotaria sordida, 1965 nucleotides long. The record is from the annotation of a GenBank genome assembly. NCBI's taxonomy places the organism in Eukaryota, Metazoa, Rotifera, Eurotatoria, Philodinida, Philodinidae.
AUGGUUGAUCUCGAACCGUAUUCCCCCGAGCUCUUAUGGAUAUUAAUUGUUGGAUUUAUUAUUGCAUUUGUAUUAGCAUUUGGUAUUGGUGCUAAUGACGUUGCAAACUCGUUUGGUACAAGUGUUGGAAGUAAAGUAUUAACAUUGCGACAAGCAUGUAUUCUGGCAACAAUAUUUGAAAUACUUGGAUCGAUAUUAAUCGGAGCGAAAGUGUCCGAUACGAUACGGAAAGGUAUUAUUGAUCCAAGUUUAUUCGAUGAUCCAAAAGAAUUAAUGCUUGGUCAAAUUUCAUCAUUACUUAGUUGUUGCAUUUGGUUAUUGGUUGCUACAUUUUUUAAUUUACCUGUUUCUGGUACACAUAGUAUUGUUGGUGCAACAGUUGGUUUUGCUCUUGUUGCUCAUGGUUCUCGAGGUAUACAAUGGAUUGAAUUUGCUAAAAUUGGUGGUUCAUGGUUUGCUUCACCAGCAUUAGCUGGUAUUAUAUCAAUUGCUGUUUUUGUACUUAUACGAAAAUUUAUUCUUCAAAACCCUGAUCAAUUAACAGUUGGUCUUCGAUGGUUGCCAGUUUUUUAUGGUGUAACAAUAAUGAUCAAUUUCUUUUCAAUUCUUCUCUCUGCACCACCACUUUUAUAUUUUGAUCGUAUUCCAUUAUGGGGAAAAUUUGUUACAACAAUUAUUGUUGGUCUUCUUGUUGGUCUUCUUGUUAUGGUUGUUGUUAAACCACGUAUGAGAAAAACUAUUGAAGGUGAGUUAAAAAAGAAACGAGAUUUGGAAAGUCGAGGAAAACAAGAACCAGACCUAACGCAACCUGAUGCAGUGCUUGAAACUUAUGCCAAUGUGUUAACAAGGAAACGAGAUUCUGAAAAUCGAGGAGAAGGUGAACCACAAUUAACAAAAACUGAUGGAAGAUUUGCGACUUAUACUGUUUCUCAUCUUGAAAAUGUGAAUACAAGUGAUAAAGAAACUCAAAUUGAUCAUAUAUCAAUGCUUAAAGAAUAUGAUUUAAUACGUUAUCAACAACAACAUCCAGAUGUAUUUCGUCCUUAUGUUGAAAUGCAACGAAUACGAAAAGAUUCUGAAACAAUCUCAAGUCCAGGCGUAAGUGGUGUAUUACGUGCACGUCGUGAUGGUGAUCGUUUUCGUAAUGAUAUUGUUGGAUUGGAUGGUACAAAUCCUCUUCCUGGACAACAACGAACUGUACCUAAUCCACUAUCUAUUCGUGAAAAAACAAAAAUCUAUCGUCUUCCACAAAAUACAAAUCCAACUACUGUACCUGGCUCGAUGACUAAUGAAAACAAAAGUUUGUUAUUAGCUGCUGUAUUGAUGCCCCAUGAUGAUAAUGUAUCAACAACAUCAGCUAAUCAAAAUAGUUCAAAUGAAGAUUUAUUUGAAGUAGAAGAUAAAAUGCCAGAAAUGGCAACAAAAAAAAAAAGAAUUGAUGCGACUAAUGAUACAAUUGAAAUUGCUGGUAUUUUUAAAUAUUUACAAAUUCUUACAGCUAUAUUUGGUGCUUUUGCUCAUGGUGGAAAUGAUGUUAGUAAUGCAAUUGGUCCGUUGAUUGGUGUUUGGUUAAUCUAUGUUGAUGGUUCUGUUAAUGCUCGAACAUCGACACCACUUUGGGUACUUUUCUAUGGUGGUCUUGGAAUAUCGGUUGGUCUUUGGGUUUGGGGUCGUCGUGUUAUUCGUACGAUUGGUGAAGAUUUAACAAAAAUUACACCAUCAAGCGGUUUUGUAAUUGAAAUAUCAACGGCAUUUACCGUUCUUUUUGCAUCCAAUUUAUCAAUACCAGUUAGUACGACUCAUUGUAAAGUUGGUAGUGUUGUAGCAAUUGGUCGUUUUCGUUCAAAACAAAAUGUUGAUUGGUCAUUAUUUCGCAAUAUAAUUGUUGCAUGGGUUGUUACUGUUCCUGUCACUGGUGGUAUAGCUGCAGGUGUUAUGGCUCUUCUUCGUCUUAUAUUUCUAUAA